This is a messenger RNA of Prunus armeniaca (apricot), 540 nucleotides long. Lineage: Eukaryota; Viridiplantae; Streptophyta; Magnoliopsida; Rosales; Rosaceae. The record is from the annotation of a GenBank genome assembly.
AUGACUGAUUUGGGAGAAGCAAACUAUGUGUUAGGAAUUGAAAUAAGCCGAGAUAGAGACAUGGGGUUACUUAGUCUAUCACAGAAGGGAUAUAUAGAAAGGAUACUGAAAAGGUUCAACAUGGAAAACUGCACAGGUUGUGAUGUUCCAUUCUCGAAGGGUGAUAAAUUGAGCAGUGAACAACCUCCCAAAACUGAGCAAGAGAAGUUGGAGAUGCAGGACAAGCCCUAUGCCUCACUUGUUGGAAGCUUGAUGUAUGCUCAAGUUUGCACAAGGCCAGACCUUGCUUUCAGCAUUAGUGUUCUUGGAAGAUUUCAAUCCAAUCCGGGUCAGGCACAUUGGAUAGCAGGCAAGAAAGUUUUGAGGUAUUUGCAGAGAACUAAAGAAUAUAAGCUAAUCUAUCGAAGAGUUGAAGAAUUGAAACUGGAAGGAUAUGCAAAUGCAGAUUUUGCUGGCUGUUUGGAUACACAAAAGAGUACAUCAGGUGUUGUGUUUUUGUUUGCAAGAGGAGUAGUGGCUUGGAGAAGUGUCAAACAAUAA